This is a messenger RNA of Linum trigynum, 3694 nucleotides long. Lineage: Eukaryota; Viridiplantae; Streptophyta; Magnoliopsida; Malpighiales; Linaceae. The record is from the annotation of a GenBank genome assembly.
CGCAUUACUGGGUCGAUUGAAGGGGGAAGAAUGAUGGGGAAAAUUGAAAACAGGAGGCUUUGUUUUUCCAGGUACUCUGUUUACUGGAAUGUCUUAACUCUAAAAUCAGUAGCCAAGAAACUCAUCCAAAUUCAGCAUUUUAUAUCCAGCGACGUAAUCCCUGAUCAAAUCCCUCUAGUCCACUUAGAAGAGUCACCACUGGCUGCAACAUCCAUACAUAAUUUAGAAGCGCCACCAUUUCUAAUCUCGUCUUUCUGGGCUGCCGCCGCCUGCGAAAUUCCCUGCCAUGGCAGCUGCGCCUGCGAUACCAACUCCGAUGACGAAGAAAUUUGAUUCGUGACAGAGCCGGAAAAGUUUUGUGGGUUCUGGCUGCAAUUGGUUACCCUGUUGCUGAAGAACGUAAAGGAGCUUCCAUUUAUGAUUUAUCCUUCAAUCUUUUCAACCAACCUGGAAAUAAAAUAAUCAACAAUAGAUAAACCAAUGAUAGUUAGUCAUAAUUAAAUGGGACUAGUAUAUAAUUACCUAUUUCUCCAUUUGGAAUAGAGGAGCAGAAUAAGAAGUGUUCUCGAGGCGUGAGGUCCUGCAGCUCUUCUCAGUUCUUGUCAACCAUGUUUCAAUUUAUUAGGGUCGUCGAUUGCUCUACCUCCGGAGAAAACGAAGGAGCAUGAAAGAGAAACUUUAAUUAACUAUUCUUCAUUAAUAUAUUGAUGGAGGACCUUCAGCCGAAAAAGGUAAUUAAGGACGCAAGAAAAACUAAAUCAGCAAUAAAUAAAUUAACUGAGCAGUUUGACACGUGGCAACAUUUCAUUUGCCUGGAGUACCACAUCACCAUGCCUACGUGGUACUCCGGGUGUAGCCAAUAAUUCCUCCGAAAAGAGAGGCUGAAACUGGACUGAAUCGUGAAAGAAAUUUUUGUUUUUGUUGGACAGUCACAGACUCACAGUCGUCUUCAAUUCGUUUCUUCUUCAGCGAAACAGGCGGAAGGAGUGGCCCCCGCUCUCCGCUCCAUUUCACACACCAGCACCAGCACCAGCACCAGCAGCAAUCUUCUGCCUCUAUUUCUCUCUCCCUCUGCUACAAAAUUUGUCCAGGGAAUCCCGGAGAGGAGAGAUAGAUGCUUCUGUAGCUUCUUCCAACUGCGUGUAUGCAGACUACAGAGACCACCCCACCACACCACUGAGAGACAAGCAGAGGCUACAGUUUCAGCUGGGAUACACGGGAAGCAAACUCAGAAAGAAAGAAAGAAAGAAAGAAAGAAGCAAACAAAAUAACAGAGAGGGAGAGAGAAGAAGAGGAUCUAAUGGAUUACGAGCGGAUACACAAAGUUCAGACUGGGGUGAUAUCGCCGAGUAAACUGAGGAUGAAGCUAAUUAGACCUCACCAUACCAGCAGCAGCAGCAGGAAGAAAGAAGGUUCGUCUAAUUGCAGCUCCUCUCGCACUUCUCCUUCCAGACUUGGUGACACUGAAUUCGUCAAGAGCAGUCUCUUAGAUUCCAAGGACGACAACCAACCAGAUUUCGGCUAUGAAGGUGGGGCGCCCUCCUCAGGGUUUACAUCUACAACUGUUACAAGUGAGGCAGCAUUAGACCCUGACACGGGACGCCAUCAUCCACCCAACGAAAGCAACACCCACGAUUUGGAUCAUGCCAUGAUACAUCAGCUCUUGAGGUCCGAAAGCGUCAACUCAAAUGCAGUCCCCAUGGUGAGAGCCACUGAAGAUGAGAAUCCAGGGUACGAUAGCUCGUCCAGCUUCGAGUUCCCUAACGAGAGAUCCGCUGCACAGAGCCAGCUGGUGAGAUCAAUGUCCAGGCCCAUGUCGUCCAAGUGGAAUGAUGCAGAGAAAUGGAUCAUCAGCAAGCAAAACGUGCAGCAGAAGCAGCAUCCUGGUGGUGGUUACCCUAAGAAGAAUGGGUUCCACAACAACCAAGGUAGUAAUCGGGUGCCCGUUACUACACACAUGGGUCGGGUUGCUCCCGGGCUAGUAGCCACUGGUGGUGGUAGAAUGGUGGACACCAAGCGUGUAGAUUGUUGUCAGACUGCUUCCCAGCCUGGGUUGGAGAGAUUCUCUUUCCUUGAUGCACCUGGAACUCCCUCCAUUUCUGGUCAGGCAAAUACGUUGAUGGAUCAGUAUGGUCAGAGCAAGGAUUUGAAGGAGCUGGAUCCAACGGCACUAUCAUCCACGAACACUUCUACAGAAGACAGGACAGUGGUGCCUGUGAUAAGAUCAGUUUGUAUGAGAGACAUGGGAACUGAGAUGACACCCAUCGCGAGUCAAGAACCAUCGAGGACCGGUACCCCUGUUGGUGCAACAACUCCCAUCCGCAGCCCAACUUCAUCGAUCCCGUCUACACCAAGAAGAGGCAGCCCCACAACCACACCAGUGGAGCACGAAGAUGGCAGCAGCAACAAGUGCACAGCUAACCAGAAUGGUACUAAGAGGGAACUAAGCGAGGAAGAACUGAAACUGAAGACGAGGAGGGAGAUCGUCGCACUCGGUGUGAAGCUUGGCAAGAUGAACAUUGCUGCUUGGGCGAGUAAAGACGAGGAAGAGAAGAACAUGGCACGGUCGGUUGAGCAGAUUGAGUUCGAGAAGCGUGCUGCUGCUUGGGAAGAAGUUGAGAAGUGUAAACACACAGCAAGAUAUAAACGAGAAGAGAUACAAAUCCAAGCAUGGGAAAGCCAUCAGAUAGCAAAGCUGGAAGCAGAGGUGCGCAGAACUGAGGCUCAAGUGGAGCAAACGAAAGCGCAAGCAGAAGCGAGGAUGGUGAAGAAGGUGGCGAUGGCGAGGCAAAGAGCCGAGGAGAGACGAGCAACAGCUGAGUCGAGAAAGGAUAGAGGUGCAGAGAGAACAGCGGUGAAAGCUGAAUACAUUCGCCAUACAGGGAAGAUGCCGUCUACUCAUUAUAUCUGCUGUGGCUGGUUGUGAAUUGUGAUGUGUAGUUUGGGUUGAGCUAGCUGGUGUGGCCCCUAGCAGUUUUGUAUGUUCAGUAGCGCUCUCAAUUAUCAUCAUUUGCUUCAUUUUUAUUGAAAGGGUGAUAGUCACUAGAAGUUCCCUCGAGCGGAUUUGGGGAUUGAGAAGAGAAAAAAUUAGGAACCGGGAAGAAUUGGGAUUAGGGAUUGUAGAGUUUAUUGAUAAUAAACCUUUAAUCUACAUAGUACUGAUCUGAACCCUUAAGUAGGAGUUUGAAAAUAAUACGAAACUAGUUUCAAAUUUUUUAUGCUCACUUCAUAUGUGAGUAUAAGAUAUGAUUAAAAUUCUCAAUACUUAGCACGUUCAUUUAUGAUGUUUUAAUUCUCUAAUCAUAAAUCAUACUGUAAAGGUUUAGCACGUUCCAUUUAGAAUAUUACAUAACGAUUGUCAAUCAUACUGCUCCAAUUUAUUAUCUUGUAAAACAUAUAACAAUUCCUGAUUCUCGAGUUAGGACAAACUACCAACCAAUUAUUAAGAGUUCGGAUUAUUGGAUAAAUAUACUUGAUUACUGGAUAAAUUGUGUAUAUCCCAAGUAAAACGUGACACAGACUGUACCCCUUAAGAAGUUAAGAUGAUCAACUUCUCUAAUAUUGACUCAUUUUCAUGGGAAUGUUCUUGAAGUUUCGGCUAACGAUCUUAUGUAAAAAAUUGUCUAUCAAGAGACUCAAAUUUAGUAUAUAUAAUAGAGUAAAUACAAUUUAUUAAUCAAAUCUUUUAAACUUU